GUAGCGUCACCCGGACUGGCCGCUUGCAGGGACUUUCCUCGGCCCGGCCCCUGUCCCUCCGCCCUCCGUGCGUCCCGGCGUCCCGGACGGCGCGCGGGGACAGCGGCGACUCCCUGGCCCGGCCGGCUCCCGGGUCCACGCCCGCGCGCCCAUGGCCAUGGCUGGGGGCCGGUGCCUCGGCCUCUCCCGCGCGUCCUGGGGCGCGUCGCUGCUGCUGCUGCUGGCCGACUGGACGCUGCUGCGGGUCGCGCUGCCCCGGGUCUUCUCGCUGCUGGUCCCCACGGCGUCGCCGCUGCUCCGGGUCUGGGCGGUGGGCCUGAGCCGCUGGGCUGUGCUGCGGCAGGCCGCCCGCGGGCUGCUCCGGGCUGCGCGCGUCCCGGGAUGCCUGGCCACUUGGGAGCCGCUGGCAGCGGCGCUGGGCUUGGCGCUGCCCGGACUCGCCUUGUUCCGCGAGCUGGGCUCGUGGGGAAGGCGCGGGACCGCUGACUGCGCCCGGCUCCUGUACUGGGGCAGUCGCCCCGAUGCCUUCGCGCUCAGCUACGCCGCCGCCCUGUCCGCGGUCGCCCUGUGGCACAGGUUGAAGGGGCUCGCGCGCCCCGGCGGGCUUGGGGGCUCAGCAGACGCUGUGCGUCGGCUCCUGAGCUUCUUGGAACCGGAGAUUCGCCACUUGCCGUUGGUGUUAACCUUGUUGGUUCUCUCCUGCUUGGGGGAGAUGGCCAUCCCUUUCUUCACAGGCCGCCUCACUGACUGGAUUCUCCAGGACGCAGCAGCCACCACCUUCAUGAGGAACAUAACUCUCAUGUCUGUUCUCACCAUAGCCAGCGCGCUGCUGGAGUUUGUGGGUGAUGGACUGUACAACAGCAGCAUGGGCCGCUCGCACACCCACCUGCAAGGAGAGGUGUUUCGGGCUGUCCUGCGCCAGGAGACGGAGUUUUUCCAACAAAACCAAACAGGUGCCAUCACAUCUCGGGUGACAGAGGACACGUCCACCCUAAGCGAGUCUCUGGGCCAUGAGUUGAAUCUGUUGCUGUGGUACCUGGUACGAGGGCUGUGUCUCCUGGGGUUCAUGCUCUGGGGGUCGCUGUCCCUCACCAUGGUCACACUGGUCGCUCUGCCUCUGCUGUUCCUUCUGCCCAAGAAGAUGGGGAAAUGGUAUCAGGCACUGGAAGUGCAGGUGCGGGACUCUCUGGCGCAAUCCAGCCAGGUGGCCCUGGAAGCUCUGUCAGCUAUGCCUACGGUCCGGAGCUUUGCCAACGAGGAGGGGGAGGCCCGCAGGUUUAGGCAGAAGCUGCAGGAAAUGAAGACGCUCAACCAGAAGGAGGCCAUGGCCUAUUCGGUUAACCUCUGGACCACCAGUAUCUCUGGGAUGCUGCUGAAGGUGGCAAUCCUGUACCUGGGUGGGCAGCUGGUGACAAGCGGGGCCGUGAGCAGUGGGAACCUCGUCACCUUUGUUCUCUAUCAGAUCCAGUUCACUGUGGCUGUUGAGGUCCUGCUCUCCAUCUAUCCCCGUUUGCAGAAGGCUCUGGGCUCCUCAGACAAAAUAUUUGAAUAUCUGGACCGGACCCCUUCCUGCCCACCCAGUGGUCUGCUGGUCCCCAAGAGCCUGGAGGGCUGUGUCCAGUUCCAAGAUGUCUCUUUCGCCUAUCCAAAUAAUCCAGAAGUCUUGGUGCUGCAGGGGCUGACAUUCACACUCCAUCCAGGCAAGGUGACUGCGCUGGUGGGACCCAAUGGGUCCGGCAAGAGCACAGUGGCUGCACUGCUGCAGAACUUGUACCAGCCCACCGGGGGGCGCCUGCUGCUGGACGGGGAGCCUCUUCCCCAGUAUGAGCACCACUACCUGCACAGCCAGGUGGCUGCAGUGGGGCAAGAGCCACAGUUGUUUGGAAGAAGUCUUCAAGAAAACAUUGCCUAUGGGCUGGCGGAGACGCCAGCUAUGGAAGACAUCAUCGCUGUUGCCACAGAGUGUGGGGCCCAUCAUUUCAUUUCUGGAUUCCCCCAGGGUUAUGACACAGAUGUUGGGGAGGCUGGAGGUCGGCUGUCAGGGGGUCAACGACAGGCAGUGGCCUUGGCCCGAGCCUUGAUCCGGAAGCCACGAGUGCUCAUCCUGGAUGAUGCCACCAGUGCCCUGGAUGCAGACAACCAGCUCCGGGUGGAGCAGAUCCUGUAUGACAGUCCCAAAAAGGACUCUCGCGCUGUGCUUCUCAUCACUCAGCGCCUCAGCUUGGUGGAGCGGGCACACCACAUCCUGUUUCUGGAAGGAGGCAAAGUCUGUGAGGAGGGCACCCAUCAGCAGCUCAUGAAGAACAGGGGCCACUACUGGGCCAUGGUGCAGGCACCAGCAGGCGCCCCGGAGUGACAGCGAGCUCUGGCCGGCACAUUCCAUCUGUUCAGCUCUCCUUCUUGGCACGAUGGAGAACUUAGCAGCAAGGUGUAGAGUGGGCAUCUUGGAGUUGCAUCCUAAAAUGGAACGUCUGGGAGAUUCCGGGAACGUGCUUUGACUGCUGCUGUCUCCUGUCAGCCUCCCCCCGUGUCCCAGGCUUCCUGGAGGGUGGACAUGGGCUUUAGCACAGCUCAGUGCAACUCAGUUCCUGGGGCAGAGGAAGCUGCUUGGGUGCAGGCGGGACUCCUAAGGACAGCUCAGAAAGCCAGAAAAGGAAGACUGGCUCUUCCAGCAUGGUUCAGGAUACACCCUGGCCAAUAAACGCCCUGUAGAUGUUAGUAUUUGUAAUAAAAUCGGUGUUUUGGUUCA
This is a messenger RNA of Ochotona princeps (American pika), 2749 nucleotides long. It is a transcript of the gene TAP1, whose product is annotated as transporter 1, ATP binding cassette subfamily B member. Bases 152 to 2356 code for a protein of 734 amino acids. The record is from RefSeq and is a predicted model, not a curated record. Lineage: Eukaryota; Metazoa; Chordata; Mammalia; Lagomorpha; Ochotonidae. The transcript has 11 exons. Gene Ontology annotation, cellular component: membrane. Gene Ontology annotation, biological process: peptide transport; transmembrane transport. Gene Ontology annotation, molecular function: ATP hydrolysis activity; ABC-type oligopeptide transporter activity; ATP binding.